GUGGAGUCGCAAAAGCUGAACAUCCUCCCCACAAGGUUAUUUAGAAGACGUCUUGCACUGUUCGAAUGCAGAGGAAGGCGAAUGACUCGAUUCUAUGGUUUUGGUAUACUGAGCCUGGGGCUACUGGUGUCAGCCUGGUGGUAGUGCAGCUCAUCUGAUGCCUGGGGCUGCAGGAUCCUAGUUGGUUCCUGUGACAGACCUUGGGAAGCUCAAUCUCAGGAAAAAGAAGAGAGAGCCAACUACUCUACAAAGGAAAAGGGAUUUAGUUUGUAGGAUUUUCCUUGUUAUGAGAGGAGCAGAAACCUAACUGUUGACAAGGGUAUGUCAUGGCUAAUUCGAAAAACCCUGAUGAAAUUGAAAUUACGGUGUUCAGUUCAACGCUAAAUAUGCCAGAUGUUGGAGAUAACAAGAUGUGUUUUCUUAAUUGAAGAAAAUCAUAUCACAUGUGAACUUUCUGACCAUACUGUGGAGCGGUGCUAAUAAGGAGGAAGCUGCACUGUUGCAGAGGUCCAUUAACUCUUUCAGGACGGUGUGGAAUCAGUGGGGAAAUCUCUAAUUGCUACUGACACAGAGCUUUUAGGGGCCUGGCCUUUGCAGUUCCAGAUCUACUACAGCAAACAUCGUUCAAGAUGUCCCACCAAGAGGGCAGCACAGAUGGCUUACCAGACUUAGGGACUGAAAGCCUGUUCAGCAGCCCAGAGGAGCAGUCUGGAGUAGCAGCGGUGACGGCGGCCUCCUCAGACAUUGAAAUGGCGGCCACAGAGCUGAGUGUGACAGUGACCGGAGAUGGCAGUGAUAGCAGGGAUGGUGGAUUCCCCAACGAUGCCAGCACAGAAAAUCGAAGCUCAGACCAAGAAAGCGCAAGUGAAGACAUCGAACUUGAGAGCUUGGAGGACUUUGAGCAUUUCCUCAUGAGUGGUGAAAGUUUAUUCCAUUACCCUUUAGUGGGAGAGGAGGAGACAGAAAGGGAGGAGGAAGACGAAGAGAUACAAGAGGAGGGAGGGGAGGAGGAGGAGGAAGGGGAGGAGGAGGAAGAGGAAGAGGAGGAGGAGGAGGAGGAAGAAGAACAGCCUCGGGCGGGUCCACAAGGCAGUGGCGGCAACCAUGAGCAGUAUUCGUUCGAGGAGGAUCAGGCGCUGGAGGAGUGGGUUUCCUCAGAGACAUCUGCCCUGCCCCGACCUCGCUGGCAGGUCGUUACUGCUCUUCACCAGCGGCAGCUGGGUUCACGUCCCCGCUUUGUAUAUGAGGCCUGUGGGGCAAGAGCCUUUGUGCAGCGUUUCCGCCUGCAAUAUCGUCUUGCAGACCAUGUCGGCUGUGUCAAUACUGUACACUUUAACCAGCGUGGCACCCGGCUGGCCAGUAGCGGUGAUGACCUAAAGGUGAUAGUGUGGGACUGGGUGCGGCAGAGGCCAGUACUGAACUUUGAAAGUGGUCACACAAAUAAUGUCUUCCAGGCCAAGUUCCUUCCUAACUGUGGUGAUUCCACUCUGGCCAUGUGUGCCCGUGAUGGGCAGGUACGGGUAGCAGAAUUAAUUAAUGCAUCAUAUUUCAACAAUACUAAGUGUGUGGCCCAGCACAGGGGACCUGCCCACAAGUUGGCUCUGGAGCCUGACUCUCCUUAUAAGUUCCUCACUUCAGGUGAAGAUGCUGUUGUCUUCACCAUUGACCUCAGACAAGACCGGCCAGCUUCAAAAGUUGUGGUAACAAGAGAAAAUGAUAAGAAAGUGGGACUGUAUACAAUUACUGUGAAUCCCGCCAAUACCUACCAAUUUGCAGUGGGCGGACAAGAUCAGUUUGUAAGGAUUUAUGACCAGAGGAGAAUUGAUAAGAAAGAAAACAAUGGCGUGCUCAAGAAAUUCACUCCUCAUCAUCUGGUUAAUUGUGAUUUCCCAACAAACAUCACCUGCGUUGUGUACAGCCACGAUGGCACAGAGCUGCUAGCCAGCUACAAUGAUGACGAUAUUUACCUCUUCAACUCCUCUCACAGUGAUGGUGCUCAGUACAGUAAGAGAUUUAAGGGACACAGAAAUAAUACCACAGUCAAAGGUGUUAAUUUCUAUGGCCCCAGGAGUGAGUUUGUAGUGAGCGGUAGUGAUUGCGGGCACAUCUUCUUCUGGGAGAAAUCAUCCUGCCAGAUCAUCCAGUUCCUAAAGGGGAACAGAGAAGGUACAAUAAACUGCCUUGAACCCCACCCUUACCUACCUGUGUUGGCGUGCAGUGGCCUAGAUCAUGAUGUCAAGAUCUGGACACCCACAGCUAAAGCUGCCACUGAGCUUACUGGGUUAAAGAAGGUGAUUAAGAAGAACAAGUGGGAACGAGAUGAAGAUAGCUUGCACCAUGGCAGCCUGUUUGACCAGUACAUGCUUUGGUUCCUCCUGCGUCACGUGACACAGAGAGGUCGUCACCAGGACUGGAGAAGUGGUGAAGCCGAAUUUCCAGAUGAAGAAUCGGAUGAGUCUUCCAGCACCUCAGAGACAUCCGAGGAGGAGGUCCAAGACCGAGUGCAGUGCAUGCCAUCCUGAAGGCCUCAUAUCCAGUCCAGCUAAAUGCCACCUAAGUACACUGGACUUUAAAAUUCAGUUUGACUAAUUUAGAAUUGUCAAUAGAUUAAUAGAUUUGCUUUUUGUCUUCUAUUUUCCAUAAUAUAUGCUGAAAACCGUCUCUUCCAUUCCUUCCUCUCUACUUUCCUUUCUUUCUUCCACACAUUCUUUCUCUCAUUCCUUUCCUCUUGGUUUCUUUAUGCCUCUUUUGUUACCCCUUAUUCUUACAUGAGUGCAUACACAACUUAUUUAUGCCUCUUUUCCUUUGUUCCCUUAUAGUUGACCUCUAAAUUUUCUGAAUUUUGCUGAAAGAAUUAAUACCCUUAUUAGAUGCAUCUACUCAAAUCUGACAGUCUGAAAACGGUUACCUUUUUACUUUUUUUCAUCUUUAACAAUUUUUUCUGAAGAUCGAGUUCCUCAGUUGACCUGAAAAUUUCAGAAAUGUGUUUCUUCUUUAGAAGUAAAAUAAGACAAACUACAGUUUUGUUCUGUCGAUACUGACACUUGGCCGCACACACACAGUCUCAGAAAAGGAAAAGAGAAGUAGUGUGUAGAUUAAUUCUUAACACUUGGCCAUACGCAGACACAGUCUCAGAAAAGGAAAAGAGAAGUAGUGUGUAGAUUAAUUCUUAACACUUGGCCAUACGCAGACACAGUCUCAGAAAAGGAAAAGAGAAGAGGUAGUAUGUAGAUUAAUUCCUAACCAGAUAAUUCAUCUCCUUAGAAUAAGUAACGUGGGAUUGCCUACAUUUUCUGAAUCCAUAUAUUAAUAAUUUUGAAAAAUUUGAGUACACUGUAGCUGGUAAGAACUAAAUUUAAUUUGAUCACAUGACAUUGUUUACUCUGUGCAUUAAGUUUUCUUGAAGUUUUAAGGUUGGGAACUCCCACAGGGUUACCUUCCAGGAAGUCCUCCUGGGACAAGCAUCUCCUAUAAAUGCCAGCUUACUCAUAUAAAAAUCUCUCAUAUUUGAAAACGCAUUCUAAUUAACUUUUAAGAACAAGUUGCAAUAAAGAUUGUUUAUACUUACACAUAACCAUUUGGUGUAAUUGGUAGAAAAAUCCUAUUUGACAUCCUCACAUUGCUUAAAAUUCUCUCUGCUGUUUAAAUUGCUUUAAAAAUUGUUUUAUGCCUCAUUUAAUAUAAAUUAAAUAAGGGUACUGGAUGUCCAAUUACUGCUCAAUAAAAAUAUUUGUUUUUAUUUUA
Messenger RNA from Pan troglodytes (chimpanzee), 3744 nucleotides. RefSeq names its product DDB1 and CUL4 associated factor 8 like 2 (gene DCAF8L2). NCBI's taxonomy places the organism in Eukaryota, Metazoa, Chordata, Mammalia, Primates, Hominidae. The transcript is spliced from 6 exons. The coding region runs from base 630 to 2522 and encodes 630 amino acids. Gene Ontology annotation, cellular component: cytoplasm; Cul4-RING E3 ubiquitin ligase complex. The record is from RefSeq and is a predicted model, not a curated record. Gene Ontology annotation, molecular function: protein binding.